This is a messenger RNA of Castor canadensis (American beaver), 2212 nucleotides long. It is a transcript of the gene Foxc1, whose product is annotated as forkhead box C1. Gene Ontology annotation, molecular function: DNA-binding transcription factor activity, RNA polymerase II-specific; RNA polymerase II cis-regulatory region sequence-specific DNA binding. Gene Ontology annotation, biological process: cell differentiation; regulation of transcription by RNA polymerase II; anatomical structure morphogenesis. The record is from RefSeq and is a predicted model, not a curated record. Lineage: Eukaryota; Metazoa; Chordata; Mammalia; Rodentia; Castoridae.
AUGCAGGCGCGCUACUCCGUGUCCAGCCCCAACUCCCUGGGAGUGGUGCCCUACCUCGGCGGCGAGCAGAGCUACUACCGCGCGGCGGCAGCGGCGGCCGGGGGCGGCUACACCGCCAUGCCGGCCCCCAUGAGCGUGUACUCGCACCCGGCGCACGCCGAACAGUAUCCCGGCGGUAUGGCCCGCGCCUACGGGCCCUACACGCCUCAGCCGCAGCCCAAGGACAUGGUGAAGCCGCCCUACAGCUACAUCGCGCUCAUCACCAUGGCCAUCCAGAACGCCCCGGACAAGAAGAUCACGCUCAACGAUUACCAGUUCAUCAUGGAUCGCUUCCCCUUCUACCGGGACAAUAAGCAGGGCUGGCAGAACAGCAUCCGCCACAACCUCUCGCUCAACGAGUGCUUCGUCAAGGUGCCCCGCGACGACAAGAAGCCGGGCAAGGGCAGCUACUGGACGCUGGACCCGGACUCGUAUAACAUGUUCGAGAACGGCAGCUUUCUACGGCGGCGGCGGCGCUUCAAGAAGAAGGACGCGGUGAAGGACAAGGAGGAGAAGGACCGGCUGCACCUCAAAGAGCCGCCACAGCCGCCCGGCCGCCAGCCCCCGGCCGCCGCGCCACCCGACCAGGCGGACGGCGCCGCGCCGGGACCACAACCGCCGCCAGUGCGCAUCCAGGACAUCAAGACGGAGAACGGUACGUGCCCCUCGCCGCCCCAGCCCCUGUCCCCCGCCGCCGCCGCCCUGGGCAGUGGCAGCGCCGCCGCAGUGCCCAAGAUCGAGAGCCCCGACAGCAGCAGCAGCAGCCUGUCGAGCGGGAGCAGCCCCCCGGGGAGCCUGCCGUCCGCACGGCCGCUGAGCCUGGACGGUGCGGAGCCCGCGCCGCCACCGCAGCCCGCGCCGCCCGCGCCGCCGCACCACAGCCAGGGCUUCAGCGUGGACAACAUCAUGACGUCGCUGCGGGGGUCGCCGCAGGGCGCGGCGGCGGAGCUGGGCUCGGGCCUCCUGGCCUCGGCGGCCGCGUCGUCGCGUGCAGGCAUCGCACCCCCGCUGGCGCUUGGCGCCUACUCGCCGGGCCAGAGCUCCCUCUACAGCUCCCCCUGCAGCCAGAGCUCGAGCGCGGGCAGCUCGGGCGGCGGCGGCGGCGGCGGCGGUGGCGGCGCGGGGGCCGCGGGGGCCGCGGGGGCUGCGGGGACGGCGGGGACCUACCACUGCAACCUGCAGGCCAUGAGCCUGUACGCGGCUGGCGAGCGCGGCGGCCACUUGCAGGGCGCGCCCGGGGGCGCGGGCUCGGCGGUGGACGACCCCCUGCCCGACUACUCUCUGCCUCCGGUCACCAGCAGCAGCUCGUCGUCCCUGAGUCACGGCGGGGGCGGCCCGGAGGCCGGCCACCACCCCGCGACGCACCAAGGCCGGCUCACGUCGUGGUACCUGAACCAGGCGGGUGGAGACCUGGGCCACCUGGCUAGCGCGGCGGCGGCGGCGGCGGCGGCCGGCUACCCCGGGCAGCAGCAGAACUUCCACUCGGUGAGGGAGAUGUUCGAGUCGCAGCGGAUCGGCUUGAACAACUCUCCCGUGAACGGGAACAGCAGCUGUCAGAUGGCCUUCCCGGCCAGCCAGCCUCUGUACCGCGCGUCUGGGGCCUUCGUCUACGACUGCAGCAAGUUCUGACCACGCACCGAGUGGAACCCCGAAGCAGGAACAGCCCAAAGAACCCAGGAGUGCAAAAUCGAAACCAAAAAUCCCGAUUAAAAAAACUCGAGACAAUCAGCGCACCAGCGACCGGAGCCCUUCCCAAAAUUCAGCUCGCCAGCACCAGCUCAAAGAAAACUGUUUUCUUAAAAGAUUCCUUCAGCGCCACCUCCACUUUGCCUUAUUUGAAUAAACCAGACCAUAAACAAUUUUGUACAGACAGCAAAAUCAUGGUUUAUUAAAGGACAGUGUUACUCCAGAUAACACGUAAGUCUCCUCUUGCUUCUCAGAGCCUCGCUUUCCUGCUCCUCCUCUCCCUCCCUGUCUUUCUUGGCCUCUCACCUGUAACAUAGUAUUUUAUCCUAUGUGGAAAGGAGGGGAAAGUCCCCGGAUAUGAAAAUCGCUUUCUUUUUAUUCAUGGACUUGUUUUAAAAUGUAAAUUGCAACAUAGUAAUUUAUUUUUAAUUUGUAGUUGGAUGUCGUGGACCAAACGCCAGAAAGUGUUUCCAAAAGCUGACGUUAA